Messenger RNA from Nothobranchius furzeri (turquoise killifish), 3434 nucleotides. RefSeq names its product ring finger protein 141 (gene rnf141). Gene Ontology annotation, biological process: protein autoubiquitination. Lineage: Eukaryota; Metazoa; Chordata; Actinopteri; Cyprinodontiformes; Nothobranchiidae. Gene Ontology annotation, molecular function: ubiquitin-protein transferase activity. The record is from RefSeq and is a predicted model, not a curated record.
UGUCUGUUUAUUGUUGGGUGCGACUUUUGCUGACGUCAUUAGCCGGCGCCGCUGUUUGUAGCAACUGAAGCUAACGGGGAAGGCUAAUAAAGGAGUUUGGCCUCAGCUCCUUUUUCUGGAGUUAAAAGCGAGGAUGGGCCAGCAGAUCUCAGGUCAGGCGGUGAUGAACCAUCUGCCUGAGAAGCUGGUGAAACAUGUUGGGCUGGUCCGUGAAAGUGGCUACCUCACCUACGAGGAGUUUCUGGGAAGAGUGGCUGAACUCAAUGAUGUAACGGCCAUGUUAGCAGCUGGGCAGCAGAAGCACCUGCUGUUUGAAGUGCAGCCUGGGUCAGAUUCCUCCGCCCUGUGGAAGGUGGCCGUCAGAAUCGUCUGCACCAAGAUCAACAAAGAGGCGGGUACGAUGGAAGCAUCACGGAUCAUGAACCUGUACCAGUUCAUCCAGUUGUACCGUGACAUCACCAGCCAAGCUGCUGAGGUUCUGACUGCAGAUGGACCCAUGAAGUACCCGUCUGCACCACUGUCCUCCACAGACUCCUGUCAGGCCAGCAUGUGGAUGGGGAGAGUGAAGCAGCUGACUGAUGAAGAGGAGUGCUGUAUCUGUAUGGAUGGAAAGGCUGACCUCAUCCUGCCCUGUGCACACAGCUUCUGUCAGAAAUGCAUUGAUAAAUGGAGUGGACAGAGUCAAAACUGUCCCAUAUGUCGUCUGCAAGUGACCGCUGCCAACGAAUCGUGGGUGAUGUCUGACUUUCCCACAGAGAAUGACAUGGCCAACUACAUCCUCAACCUGGCUGAUGAUGUGGGCUACCCACACAUGCCUUAACACACACACACACACAGACACACAAUUUCUGAGCCAAAUAGUAAGAAGAAUGACUACUGAUGAGUCUGAUUUACACACUAAAACACACAUCAUGUCGGCUUCAUUGAGACAAUUUCCUCUUUUUUUUUUCUUUAAAAAUUCUAAAUGUGAGGUUUUGUUUUGUGUUUUUAACUAGAAACGUUGAAGAUGAUUCUCCUGAAGUCAGGACGCUGUUUGCACCUCAAGUAUUACAUAUGUUGUCUUCUGGGCAGGUGUGUGCUUUGCUGUCAAACAUAAAACAUUUUUCCUGCCUGCUUUAAGCUAAUGUACACACAGUAGCGUACAGGACAAAACUAAAGAGGAGGCCUGGUUUGUCUGAGCACUUUGUACAACAAACCCUGAAGAACAGGGCAGAUCCUCACAUCCUGAUGGCUAAACUUUACAUAAACUGUUUGAUAUUUUGUGAAAUGUUUGCUUCAGCACAGAAGUGUUAUUUCCAUUUGCCUGUUGGCACCCAUUCUUCUGGAUAAGCAUUUUGGCUGACCCAUCUUUGCAGCAGUAGAGAACAUUAUCCCAAUAAUAAUGACCUUGAUGGAGAAAAAGCUAAAGGAAAUGUGUUUCCUAGCGCCUCAAGUGCUAAUCUAAGGCACCAAACACGUUCCUUGUUCUCUCUGGUGUGAGGCGGUUGGUUCUGCAGAAACCUGCCUGCUCAGGUCCAUGUGAGCCCUGAUGGGUCAACCUGAUUUUAAUGUGGUGUUUUAUUAGCCCGUCUCUGUUAUCUAAGCUGUUCUUCUAGUUUCUGUUUUACUCAGAUAAAUAUUUUUUUGCACAUACAUUUGUCAGAAAGGAUUUAUUCUGAUUAUUGUGGGAUUACAGUAGUUUUGCACUAGUAACACACAUUCAUGCCUGCAUCUGUAAUGAAAGCGUAAGAAGCAGCCCUUCUGUGUAACCUGGCAUUCAGCAGAACUGUGGUCUUGUUCAUUUAAACCAAGUGUUUUCUCGUUUGCGGAGGUUAUUUUGCGUCUGGUGGAAGGUCCCUUUAUCUGCUCAUGUCUCUAAAGAAGCCCAAGUUUAAAUCGUCCAAAGUUGAUGCCAAACAAGCUGAUGUCAUCUUUGUAGGUUUUCUCCGUUGCAGCUCUAGCACUAAGCCCGUCUCUGCAAACAGAGUGGUCUGUGAUUGGACAGACCUAAAAUAGUUUAGGCGACCGGUAGACCUGCUGAGGCUCAGUGGGGCGUGGCUAGACCGACCUGCAGAGCAGAUUCUGCUACAGUCUGUCUGGUUUUUAGGCUGGACUGUUGCUGUAAGGCUAAAACCUGCUAUCUCCAAAAUUAAAACUAAAUGAAACUUCUUUAGUUUACAAUAAAUAAACUCUAACUUUUUGAUUGUUUUUAUUGUUAAUUCGUGUGUAGAAAGACUGAAUGAUGUCCAGUACAGUUGAGUUAUGUAACAUGGUGAAAAUGAUGACAAAUGCAGGAACAACGUUUUAGACCUACAACAACUAUAUGUGCCGUCACUAUAGUUUAAUACAUUUAUGUUUCACUGAAUUGAAGGUGUUAAUUAACACAAGAUAUCGUUCUGCAUGAUUUAAGAAGUUGUCGUUCCCCGCAGCAUUCUGUUCAGAUUACCUUAACUCCAGACUGAGUUCUCUACCGAAGCACCAGGGAGGUAACGGCACCCCUCACCCCCCUUACAUCAGUCUAAAUGCUACCUUUUUAUAGAAAUGUUUGAUGAAAAAUCAUUACUGGAGCUUACAGGAUCCACUAAUGGUUCUAUCAAUUUUAAAGUGUGGAGAAGCUUAAAUCAGUUGCAGCAUUUGCUUGUGCUCAGGCUGGGACAGUUGGAGACAUAAUUGUGAGAAAAAAACCUAAAGUUGAGCAGCCAUCACACACCUUGUGUUUAAGUUAGGAUUUUUGUUGGAGUUUGGUCACAGCGUGUCUUCAUUUAUUUGCAUUGUUCCUCAUUUCCCAAAGCUUGAAGUGUCUGGCUUAGUUUGUUCUCGUCUCCAAUCAGUCACACCCUACUUUCACAGACGGUUAACCUCUCCUAAGGCUGGCUCACUACUUUCACACAAUCUGACUUGUAAACCAAGAGCUGGGUUCAGGCAUCUGCAACGACUCGACUAACUUUCUGGCCCUGUGACCUCCGUAACGGAUGGAGAGCGCUGCUUUGUGAAUCGUUUUCGUUACCUACGGACCAGAGUUGGGUGAAUUUCUACCAGAACCAUAAUCAUUAUUAUUGUAGCAGUGUAAACGCGCAGCUGAUCAAAGAGCUGAUGUUGCAUGACUAUACAUGGUUUCUUGUAAAUAUUAAAAGCAGAGCUGCGCAUUUAAAGCACCUGAUACAUAAACGGGAUACAAUUCUGUUUUACUGUAACUCAAGGGUCACAUUAGCCUGAACUCUGUAGCAGUGACUUCAUCAUCGAGGCUAAAACUAAACUGUAAUAAUAUCCUUGUUACUGUAAUAAUGAACAGGAUGUGAAGUGUACAUUGACCGUGUUCUGGUGAUUUUACACCAUUCUGCUUUUUUUUGGUGUUCCAGGCUGUAACCAUGUAACCACUUUAUAUUCUGCAUCUUUUUCUGCAUAUUUUCUGUCUCAUGUUAUCAGAAAAUUUAUGCUAUAAAAACUCAAAAGUU